Messenger RNA from Adineta steineri, 933 nucleotides. The record is from the annotation of a GenBank genome assembly. NCBI's taxonomy places the organism in Eukaryota, Metazoa, Rotifera, Eurotatoria, Adinetida, Adinetidae.
AUGACUGUACGUAGUACACCAUUUGAAGCAGCAAAACAAGGUGAUGAAAAUACAGAUAUACAAGUUAUCCAAAUUGUUGCACCAGAACUUUAUAUAGCUAUUGGUAUAUCAGGUGCUAUUCAACAUAUUGCUGGUAUGAAAGAUAGUAAAGUUAUUGUUGCAAUUAAUAAAGAUGGUGAUGCACCAAUACUUUCGAUGGCUGAUUAUGGACUUACUGAAAAACUUAAGAAAAUUAAACAUUUUAUAUUACUUUUCAAUAAAUACAUUCCACUCUUUCAUCAAUCUUAUCCAUCAUUGCAACAUGUUCCUGAUAAAGAUCGUAUCAGAUGUAAUUGGACACAACACGAGAUGGCAGCUCGUGUUGAUGCUAUCGAAAGAUAUAUCAAUGGAAAGAAAUAUCAACAAUUAUUAAAGAAAAAAUUAGAUACUGAUUAUUUAAAUAAAUUCAAGGAAUUUCUUGAACCAAGUACAAAGAGAAAUCAUGAAACACAAUUCUUUUGUAAAUUAACAUGGCGUUAUUUAAAUAAAGAACCACAUCAUAUUAUGAGACAUUUAGAAGGAAAACGAUUUAAACGUGCUUAUAUUCUUUGGCAAAAAUAUCAAGAAAAUGGUACAGAAUAUAUUCCAAUAGGUAGACGAAAAAAGAAACCACAAACAUUACACGAUAAUGAUGAUGAUCAAUAUAUAGAUAUGAGUGAUGAUGAUGACGAUUUAUCAGAUUUAUAUCCUGACUUUCAUUCUAAACAUGCUGGUAAUCCAGAAGUCGAACAAAAUACUAUUGGUGGUAUAAAACGAAAAGCACAAAUAUCACAAAGUAAAAAAAAGGCAAAAAAAUUAGCUGCAUCAAAUUCAAAACGUAUGCGACUAUUUGAUGAAUCAAUAAAUGAUAAUAAUGCAAUUAAAUCGACAGAAAUAACGACAUUAAUCAUAUAA